Messenger RNA from Lachnellula hyalina, 2865 nucleotides. RefSeq names its product Protein cwh43 (gene cwh43). NCBI's taxonomy places the organism in Eukaryota, Fungi, Ascomycota, Leotiomycetes, Helotiales, Lachnaceae. Gene Ontology annotation, cellular component: endoplasmic reticulum. The record is from RefSeq and is a predicted model, not a curated record. The transcript is spliced from 8 exons. Bases 1 to 2865 code for a protein of 954 amino acids. Gene Ontology annotation, biological process: GPI anchor biosynthetic process; fungal-type cell wall organization.
AUGGCACCCAAAUUCAAGGACGGCGACGUUGUUCUCGCAUUCUCUGGCAAAUGGGUGUCCUGGGCGCAUACUGCAGCUGCUUACAGUGCCUUCCUCAGUGCGCUCAUCGUCGGCGUUGCGCUGCAUUACCACAAAAUCGUCGAAAAUGAAUACUAUGGAUAUCCUGACGAGUGGUUCCCCUCGGUCUCGGCAACAAUUGGGGACCGGUACCCCGAACGCUCAUCUUUUAUGUUGUUUAUAGCUAUAACAUCAGGUCCGCGUUUUGCUCUCGUAGGCUUGUGGUACCUCCUCACGGCUCGACCUAACUCGAAUCUCCCUAAGUUCGUUGCUGGUAUGGGCGUAUUCAGAACUCUUACAUGCGGCGGCUGGACAUAUGUCACUUCAACGGAUGAUCACGAUUGGCACGACAUUUUUAUGAUAUCUUAUUUGGUUGCAACACUGCCUUGGACUUUGGGGUGCCUGGCCUUAAGUCCUGAUAACCCAAGGGCUAUAAAAUACCGCAAAUAUCUUGCAGGAGCUUUCUUCGGUACCCUUGUGCCUCUGAUAUACUUCUUCAUCCAACACAAAGUCCACAAAGUUGCCGGAGCAUACACAAUUUACGCGUUCUUUGAAUGGGCUUUAAUUUUGUUUGAUGUGGCGUUUGAUUCUGUCACAGCUCUCGAUUUUGAGACUUUUGAGUUGGUAGUCAGGGAUGUGAAAGGCUCAAGCAAGGGAAAAAGCAAACUGGUGGUCGAAAAAAUUCUUCAAGACGAAAAAGAUCAUCAAGUCGCCCAAGUAUUUGGUCAGACAUUCUCGUUUAGCGAAGCCAUCGACGCGGUGGCUGAUGUAUACAAUGGCUUCGUGUUCUGGUCAAUGUUGACCUCACUGGGUGUUCUCGUGUGGUAUUUCCCCUUAUGGCAUAUGGGCAUCUCAGGCUACGAAGCUUUCGUCAUGGUGACGGUCUCUCCAUCUCUACUUGCCAUUCGGUCCCUGCGGUUGCUAGUAGUGAAGAACCUUCGCAUGUGUCACUUACUUUCACUCGUUGGAUUGUUAGCAUAUCAGAUUAAUGAUCCGGCUACUCGAUUGUUCACUGUUGGAUUCGCUGUGUGGAUGUCCUGCUUGUCAUGGGCUGCGACCUGGUAUUCGGAAGGCGGUCAGCCAGCUCGCCUGGAGUCAAAGAUUUCUGCAUGGACCGUUGGUCUGAUUGCAUCUAGUGCUAUCAAAUUUGCGUGGCAGACUAGUAACCCUAUCUGGCCAACAUCGCACUCUGAAAACGGUGGCCACAAUGGUCUUGGUUUUAUCCUCGCGCUUCUAGCUGUCCUGCGAUCCACACGACAGACUCCACUCACCAGCAAUGACCUCGCCAUCCAAGGACGGAAAGAAGGCUCAUCCCUCCUCGCUGGCUUGGGUAUCGGAGGUCUUUUCUUCGGUCUGCACUCGCUGCUGUCAGACUCCAGUACCAUGAUUUUAUGGAAUUGGGAGGGAUUCCCUGUCCAAGGACCUAUUUCAGCACCUCACGGCGCUGUUACAAUUGCUGCUAUGGUCGGUGGCCUACUGAUUGGACUGUUUAAUGAUACCUUGGCUCGAGGCUGGACAUUAUAUGGCCUAGGUUGCAUUGGUGCUGCAAUUCUCACCACUGCUACCAACUGGACUGGCUAUUAUGGAGGUCUGGCUUUGGCCGCAUAUCUCAUGGCAGCAUCGGUACCCUUGAUUGGCUCUGCCGCGAGAAAAAGCCCAGCUGUUACAUUUGGCUUCGGUUUCCUAGUUUACAAUUUCAUGGUCUUAUUCCAUGUAUGGGUAGUGGCCUAUGCUUUCGUACCCGGCGGUCCUCUCGUCCGAGAACGCACCGACUGGGUCAUGCUAGCUACCAUGCUUCUCAUCGGUUGUGGGGUCUUCACAUCGGUCUCCUCUACUCCGGCUGCACAGCGCAAGCGCUUCAAUGCGUACCUAAAUUCUCGGAAACAGCGAUCCUAUUACAUUUACAUACUCGGUGCGAUUCAGCUGUUUUCUGUCGCAAUCGCGUACCUCAGAUUUCCGACCUAUGACUACGUCCCCUAUCACAAGGAUGACAAAAUUCUUACUGCCGGAAUCUGGACUAUUCAUUUCUCCAUCGACGAUGAGGGCUAUUCAUCAGAAUAUCGUAUGCGAGAUCUGAUCAAGGAGCUUGAAAUUGAUGUUAUUGGACUCCUAGAGUCUGAUCUUCAACGUAUCAUCAUGGGUAAUCGUGAUACUACGCAGUUCCUCGCGGAAGACUUGGGAAUGUAUGUUGACUAUGGACCUGGCCCUAACAAGCAUACUUGGGGCGCAGCUCUCUUGUCGAAGUUUCCUAUUGUCAACUCAACCCAUCACCUCCUUCCUUCACCAGUAGGCGAAUUGGCUCCAGCGAUUGAGGCAACACUAGAUGUCUAUGGUGAGAUGAUCGACGUCUUCGUCUUCCAUUCUGGGCAAGAAGAAGAUCCGGAGGACAGGAGACUCCAAUCCGAAUACCUAUCCAAGCUCAUGGGCGCAUCACCCCGCCCAUCUAUCCUCCUUUCUUACCUCGUUACUAGGCCAUUGGAGGGCAAUUAUAACACGUACGUAUCGAAUGUAAGCGGCAUGCAUGAUAUUGAUCCCUCAGAUUGGGAUAGAUGGUGCGAAUACAUCCUCUACAAAGGCCUCAAGAGAACCGGAUACGCAAGAGUCUCAAGACACACAAUCACAGACACAGAACUUCAAGUCGGGAAGUUCCUCAUUGGCGAGAAAGAACCCAAGACAGCAAAAGCCCGCAAUGCGCUUAUAAAGGAAGCCCAAGUCCCUGAAGGAAGGCGCUUCCCGCAAUUGUUCCGCGGUGAGGGGGUUAGAGGGCAUAAGUAUCACGUCUUUGACGAGCCAAGAUAUUAUGCCUAA